Molecule: messenger RNA, 692 nt
Organism: Homarus americanus (American lobster)
Lineage: Eukaryota; Metazoa; Arthropoda; Malacostraca; Decapoda; Nephropidae
Gene: ND-B22
Product: NADH dehydrogenase [ubiquinone] 1 beta subcomplex subunit 9-like
Exons: 3
Coding region: 39-467 (142 amino acids)
Biological process (GO): mitochondrial electron transport, NADH to ubiquinone
Source: RefSeq, a predicted model, not a curated record
UGAAUGAUUCCAUGUGUAGAUGAUCGAACACUUCCAAGAUGUCGUUCCUGCAGACGGAGGUGAUCAGCCACACUCGGAGAGUUUGUUCUCUCUACAAAAGAGGGCUUAGAAAUCUUGAAGCAUGGUAUGAUAGACGACCUAUGUAUCGAUACCGUGCUGUACUGCUCAGAGCAAGAUUUGAUGAGAACAAGGAUGUAAAGGACAUGCGAGUAGCUCAACAGCUAAUAGAAGGAGGGGAAAAGGAGCUCUUUAGCCUUCAACAUUAUCAGCCUCGUCAAUUCCCUCUAUCUCCUGGUGGUGUGUCACAUGGACGUGUGGUGGAUGCUCCUGACUGGGUCUUGGACUAUUGGCAUCCAAUGGAAAAGGCAGCAUAUCCUGAAUAUUUUGCCAGACGAGAGCAGCGCAAGAAAGAGUAUGUGGAAUGGUGGGAGAAGACCUAUGGCAAACCAUUUGAACAUUCACAUUAAUGACAGUACAUUUGUGAACAGCUAAAUAUAUGUGUAAAUAGAUGUGGAUCUAGAAAUAAAUGUCAUAUCUUUUUUAAUGGUAACACAAAAACCAUUUUUACUUCAUGAUUUGACUGAAAAUAUGUACAGGAAAGUAUAAAGUAAAAACAGUACUAUAGCUUCAUUUCCUUAAAAUAGAUUCUUCAAAAAUUUUAAUGGUAGACUUAAAUAAAAGUAAGUUAUUGU